Molecule: messenger RNA, 1544 nt
Organism: Dufourea novaeangliae
Lineage: Eukaryota; Metazoa; Arthropoda; Insecta; Hymenoptera; Halictidae
Product: SAP30-binding protein
Exons: 2
Coding region: 322-1311 (329 amino acids)
Biological process (GO): regulation of DNA-templated transcription
Cellular component (GO): nucleus
Source: RefSeq, a predicted model, not a curated record
GGGAUGCAUCGAUAGCAUUCGACGUCUCGGUUAAUGGGACAAAAAUCCUUUGAUGAUUAACAUGUUAUAAGUUGAUUGCAAUGAACGGAAAGUCAGGUACAGUGUAAUCGAAAAGAUCGGGGUGGAUCAAGAUAGUCAGAUACGGUAUAGUAGUAAAAACAUUCCAACAAACUUUGGGGCAUAGUUAGUGUCUAUAUAGACAGGCAUAUUUGCAUAUACAAAAGCCCUACAACUAAAAGGCAUACAACUCGACGCUAGAUCGGUGAGUUCCAACACAAAAUAUUGCUUGGUAGUACGGCGGACACUCAAAGCCAACUAACCAUGUCUGUACAAAGUGUUGCUCUGGCAUCUCUCACGGCCACCUAUACCGACUCGGAGGGCGAAGACGGGGUGGAAGACGACCUUCAGGAGAAUUCGAACACUCCCCAGGGGGCCGCCCCGCAUAAUGCCCAAGUCGGUCAGCCCCAGGCUUUCACCAGUCCCAAAUCUGGCAGAUCAGCCUCAAAUAGUCCCGUCGUUGCUCCCAGCGUUGGUGGCAAGUCUAGUAACGAUUUGUCAAACGCACCCACCUUAGUGACAGAUGUGACGUCUAAGGUGCAGAGACUGGUUUCAUACUUUGACGACACAAUAGUCUCCGAUGACGAGGGAGUGCUUCAAACACCGAUCGAUGGACAGCCUACCGAAAAUGGGAGGCUUCCUUCGAUUUUGGAACGCUCUCCCUCCUGUCAAGGAGAAUUAGUUUCAGAUAACGAGGUUGAUCCAUACGGAGUGACCAUACCACCGGAACCGCCAGGGCAGUGUCCUGUGGAAUUACAGGAGAAGAUAACUAAACUUUUCAGGAAAAUGGAGAGCGGCGGUUUGGACAUGAAUAAAGUUAUACAGCAAAGGAAAGACUUCAGAAAUCCAUCCAUUUACGAGAAACUUAUUCAGUUUUGUAGCAUCAACGAAUUGGGCACCAAUUAUCCUCCAGACAGAUUCGAUCCGUUUAAAUGGGGUAAAGACUCUUACUACGAGGAGCUCGCCAAGGUUCAGAAAGCUGAAAUGGACAAACUUGAGAAGGCUAGGAAGGAAAAAACGAAAAUCGAGAUAGUCUCCGGUACGGCUAAACGACCCAAUAGUUCUAGUGGGAACGAAGACGAUGCUAAGAAGAGAAAGAGUAAAUGGGAUCAAGUGGCGACAGGAGCCACUGCCUCGGUAAAGCCUACCGUUUUACUAUCUCAACCGACGCUUACUACUUUAACGUCAUCUGCGACUGGCACCAAAGCGACGGUAAUAUCGGCUUUCGGAUCCUUACCAAAGAAAAGACUGUAACAUAUUCUGUAAAUCAUUUGUAAAUAUCAGUUCUUUUAAAAAAAAUAACAUUUCAUCCUUCAUUUAAAGUUUUGCCGUAAACGCGGGAACAAUAGCGUAUUUUGUGUAAAUGUAUAUACGCAUGUCAUGUUUCGUAUAUGCGAAUAGAACCACUUAUAUAUAUAUAUAUAUAUACAUAUUAUUCAUAUGUCCACUUUUUCAGAUUUCAUUACAAGUAUUAUCGAUUCUUUGUU